GCCGGGCGCCCAUGGCGUUCGCGCUGCUGCGCCCGGUCGGCGCGCACGUGCUGUAUCCGGACGUGCGGCUGCUGAGCGAGGACGAGGAGAACCGCAGCGAGAGCGACGCGUCGGACCAGUCGUUCGGGUGCUGCGAAGGGCUGGAGGCAGCGCGGCGCGGCCCGGGUCCCGGGGGCGGGAGACGGGCAAGCAGCGGCGCGGGCCCGGUAGUGGUGGUGCGGCAGCGACAGGCGGCCAACGCACGAGAGCGGGACCGCACACAGAGCGUGAACACGGCCUUCACCGCCCUGCGCACGCUCAUUCCAACCGAGCCGGUGGACCGAAAGCUGUCCAAGAUCGAGACGCUGCGUCUGGCGUCCAGCUACAUCGCGCACCUGGCCAACGUGCUGCUGCUGGGAGACUCGGCCGACGACGGGCAGCCGUGUUUCCGCGCGGCGGGCGGUGGCAAGAGCGCGGUCCCCGCCGCCGACGGCCGUCAGCCGCGCUCCAUCUGCACCUUCUGUCUCAGCAACCAGCGCAAAGGGGGUAACCGUCGUGACCUUGGAGGCAGCUGCUUGAAAAUGAGGGGUGUAGCCCCCCUCCGAGGGCCUCGGCGAUGAGCCUGGGUCCCUGCAGUGUUUGCUUCAAGAAGGACUCCAGAAAAAGAGGCCAGGAUCCAAUCCCUCAUUGGACAGGGGAGAAGAUUCCAGAAGCCCAAACCACUCCUUUGUGUAGGGACCAGAGGACAAUGGCCUGGACACAGGGCCCAGCCUGGAGAGCCACGAGGACCCAUCUAACCAUCCAGGCCUAGCUGGUCAGGGACAAGGCAGAAAGUUCAGAACACCAAAGACUAUUUUUGGAAGAGUGUGUGUGUGCGCGCGUGAGUGUGUGUCUACGUGUGAAUGUGAUAUAUGAGAGAAUUGGUGGGGUUAA
Messenger RNA from Microtus ochrogaster (prairie vole), 912 nucleotides. RefSeq names its product transcription factor 15 (gene Tcf15). The record is from RefSeq and is a predicted model, not a curated record. Gene Ontology annotation, molecular function: protein dimerization activity; RNA polymerase II transcription regulatory region sequence-specific DNA binding; DNA-binding transcription factor activity, RNA polymerase II-specific. Gene Ontology annotation, biological process: developmental process; regulation of transcription by RNA polymerase II. Lineage: Eukaryota; Metazoa; Chordata; Mammalia; Rodentia; Cricetidae.